AUGCCAGCCAUCGACGUUACAGAUCCAAGAAACAACGUCCUUGUGACGGCUGUCGGCGGCGCCGGGUCGGAUGUUUCCUGGAGCAAGGUCAGCCUGCUUGCACAUUGUGUCGCCACCGAGGUGAGCCCUACGGUGACAGCCAGCCAGUCUAGCCAUGAAGAGAUCACACAUGCCAGGGAUCCGCCCAUAUCCGACAUUGCUUGCAUUCACUCACCGUCAAAGUCAGAUGAUGCCACAACAUCAUAUGUUCAACCAAACUAUAGAACGUACGUGCCCGGCCGUACAGUUCUGUACGCAGGGUUCAGCAGCGACCAAGAUGUCAAUCUGCUGCGGCACUUGCCCUUUGAUGAGGCUCAAUCAUUCGGAACCGACAACUGGCGAGUGUGGAAGGCUUUCCCCCAUGAGACUGCCCCUGCCUAUUUCACGUCCUAUCCAGAUUUCCUCCUCGACUGUCGCGCUGGAAUUUAUGACCUUGAGACUGUGGAGGGAAUGGUCCACCCACACCAAGCUUCACUGAUGGAUCUGUAUUAUUCAUAUGUGCAUCCCCAGUACCCUAUCUUAGAGAGCCGGGAUACUCUGGAAAGAGCGAUCAGAGCCCGCUCGGUUCCGUCUUCACUCCUUGCUGGCAUGUACGUCGCAGCCACAUCAUUUCUCGACGAUCCUCCCGAGUUUUCUGUCACGCUCGAGGACAUGUACACCUUCAUCUUCAAAUCGGUGACUUAUGAAGCGAGGACCCCUUCACUACGGACGAUCCAGGCCAUCCUCCUUUACAUGCAGUUACCACCGCUGAGGGUCCGGGAGCCCAAUCAUCCUGGAUUCUGGGCAUUGACAAGCCAAGUUGUUGCUCUCGCACAAGAGAUUGGCCUGCACGCCGACCCAGGGAAGUGGAACAUAGCUCCGUCCGAGCGUAAAAUACGGCGGGUAUUAUGGUGGGCAACGUAUAUGCAGGACAAAUGGCUCGCACAUUGGCUUGGGAUGCCCAGUCAUAUCAAAAACGAUCAAUUCAAUGUUGAACCGCUCAGCGUGGACGAUUUCAGCGAACAGUUGCAGAUUGACGCUACGUUAGCUCCAUCCGUCGAAGGUUUUGUGGAACUGACCUACUUGACCACCAUUUUAUCGAACGUUCUCGACAGCCUCUACACAUCACAGCAUCACGCUCUCCUGACACGGCCGAACAAAGUUAUCACUGACUACGUCCUUUUGCUGGCGUAUUAUGGCAUUGUUAUCUCCAUACAGCGGGCUCUGUUCUCAUGUGUCGGAGGAACUUCCUACUACGACAUUGAACGCGAGGGUCUGCUGUUCCGUCAACUAUUUGCAGUCUUCGAAGAACUCCUACAGCAAGAAUUCGAGGGUCUUUGGCUCAGUUAUUGUAAGCCAAACAUUGCAAUACUGGGGACAUUCAUGAUUACGGCUCUUCUUUCUAGCACGGAUGAUGAGGUAUAUAUUGCUCGUCGGUCAGCUUUAGACCAGUAUCGUGGCUUACUUGAUCUAAUGGCGGAGAGAUUGGAUUUUGCGGCACUCCCUCGCUUGCGCCUCAAUCUCCUCGUGGAACGCUUUUCCAGUUCUGACUCUGGAAUAGAUCCUGCAUUGAGGCAGAAUUGA
Fonsecaea monophora is the source of this 1602-nucleotide messenger RNA. RefSeq lists its product as hypothetical. Gene Ontology annotation, biological process: DNA-templated transcription. Gene Ontology annotation, molecular function: DNA binding; zinc ion binding. The transcript is spliced from 9 exons. Bases 1 to 1602 code for a protein of 533 amino acids. Lineage: Eukaryota; Fungi; Ascomycota; Eurotiomycetes; Chaetothyriales; Herpotrichiellaceae. Gene Ontology annotation, cellular component: nucleus. The record is from RefSeq and is a predicted model, not a curated record.